AUGUGUGGCUCCUCUCAAGGCUUCGCAGGCUCGUCCUCUGAGUGCAGCCCUGUCAUGUUAACCUCUGAAGGGUCACCGCACAGGACAGAGGUCAUGGCGGUUGCAAUGGCAGAGUCUGUGGACGCAGACAUGACAUUGUGGAGUGAGGCCGACUUCGAGGAGAAGUGCACAUACAUCGUGAAGGACCAACCGCUGGAAGAAGUGUCUAAAAACAACAGAAAGACACGAGCCGAGAGGUCCUUGCCCAGGAACUUGGCGCUGAAACGCAGGCUAGGCUGCUUGCAGGUGCUUGGAGUGACCAGCACGGAGUUGAUACCAAAGGGGACGCGCUUUGGGCCUCUGGUGGGGGAAAGAUACACCGACGAAAUGCUGCUGAAAGACGCCAAUAGAAAGUAUUUUUGGAGGGUCUUCUCCCAUGGGACUUUACACCACAUCCUGGAUGGUUUGAAUGAAGAAAAGAGCAACUGGAUGCGAUACGUAAACCCUGCAUGCGGCAUCGACGAGCAGAACUUGAUCGCGUGCCAGAGUGGUCUGGACAUCUACUUCUACACCAUUAAGCCUCUUCUUCCAGGCCAGGAGAUGUUGGUGUGGUACUGCUCGGAACUAGCUCAGCGUUGUAACUACCCACCACUGGGGCAGCUAGCCAUGGACUGUGCUGAGCACCAUCAAUUACAGAAGAAGAUAACAGAGAAACGAGGACACAGCGUGACAGAGAUACUCAGAAAAGAACCCCCAAAACCUCUUACUAGCAUUCACCAACAAAUGGACAGUUCUUCAUCUCAGGGUAACCCCUCAGUUUUCCCAACAGUCUACCCAAUUCAGCCACCUUCUGAAUCUGUCCAUAGAUAUGCAGCUCUGCCACCUCUACCACCUUGUAGUCCUCCGGCUGCCAAAAAAACUGCUUUAAGUAUCCACAUUCCUCCUAAUUUGCACUUCAGUUUCCAGCACAGCCCAGGCCAUGUUCUAGCCAAACCUUACCCAGAACUCUCAGUACACGAUCGGGUUUAUCCUACCUUUAGGCACGCUCCGUAUUUCCUUCCCCACUACUCAACUUGCCCUGACAGAAUUCUACCUCACCCAUACUUGUCGUACCCUGAUCGACUAAAACCCUACCUGACACUCUCCACUCAUUUAAUGCCUUUUGAUGGCUAUGCAAACCUACCCCAUUCAAGAAACAAGAACUUUGCACUUGCACUAACAAAUACCAAAGAAGACCUCAUUACUUCUGCAACUGAGGAUACCAAAAAUGAAAACAACCUCACAUCUCGAAGCGACGAUCUCAAGAUUAUUUCCAAGCAUCCAGAGGAUGCAGACCUCCCUUUACCAUCAACAUCCAGCGUCACAUCUGUGUUCACCAACCAAUGCAAAGCGCAGCCCUCGUUCUUGCCUGGAGGAUGUUCUCCACCACUGGGUACGGCGGCUUCAUUCGACCAUGUCCCCUCAAAACCUACAACGCCCUUGCAAAGCAACACCACACAUGCAAUGGACCUCAGGAAAGGCAAACGAGAGGACCAUGUGACUGGCUACAAGACCUUGUCGUACCCACUCACCAGGCAGAAUGGGAAAAUCCGGUACGAGUGCAAUAUCUGCAGGAAGGUCUUUGGCCAACUCUCAAACCUCAAGGUCCACCUGCGAGUGCACAGUGGCGAGCGCCCCUUCAGAUGCCAAACCUGCAACAAGAACUUUACACAGCUGGCCCAUCUGCAAAAACACUACCUAGUUCACACUGGGGAGAAGCCCCAUGAAUGCAAGGUAUGCCACAAGCGAUUCAGCAGCACUAGUAAUUUAAAGACCCACCAAAGGUUGCACUCCGGCGAGAGGCCUUACCAGUGCAAAAUGUGCCCAGCCCGGUUUACUCAGUUCAUCCACCUGAAGCUCCACAAACGUCUCCACACUGGGGAGCGUCCAUACCGGUGUCCCUGCUGCCCCUGUGCCUACUUCCACCAGUGUAGCCUUCAGGUACAUCUUCGGGGCUUCUGCCCUCUCUCACCCUCUCCUCCGCACAAUCACUCCUCCGAGGAACUCCACAAGGUCAACUCAGAGAUCGAAAGGUUCGACCUGAGCGAAGCGGCCGAGCAGCUCGAAGCCAUGGCGGCAGAGGCCAAGAUGGACAAAAGGGAUGUGCUUGACCUCAUACAAAGGAUGGACAGUCGAACCUUCAACCAGCAGGACAGUGCUACGGGGGUCUCUGAACUCUUUGAUUCAGUAAAGAAAGUUUCAUUUAUGCAAAUUCUCCACGGAUCUCAUCUACCUCUGCAUCCCAGCACCAUCAAGCGGGAGUCAGGCUGCAUGUCAGAGUCUGAAGACGGCUUUGGUAAUCCAGCCAUAUAA
Nerophis lumbriciformis (worm pipefish) is the source of this 2331-nucleotide messenger RNA. The record is from RefSeq and is a predicted model, not a curated record. Lineage: Eukaryota; Metazoa; Chordata; Actinopteri; Syngnathiformes; Syngnathidae.